ACUAUUGAUUCAUUCAUUGUCGUUUGACGUUUGCUUUCGUUUCGUGUUUACAAUUUUCUGCAAUUUGUGUAGGUUCGUACACCCUACAAAUCAAUUCUUCACUUUUUAGGAAUCAACAAAGAAUGAGUGCAACAGGCGAACAACUAACCUUGGCAAAAGACAUUAAACGGGCAAUAGAAUUACUGGAAAAACUUCAACAGAGUGGGGAGGUUCCUGCAACUAAACUUGCAGCUCUUCAGAAAGUACUUCAGAGCGAUUUUCUAAAUGCUGUGAGGGAAGUAUACGAGCAUGUCUACGAAACUGUGGACAUCCAAGGCUCCGCCGACAUCAGAGCGUCGGCGACAGCGAAGGCUACUGUUGCUGCUUUUGCCGCAGCUGAAGGACACGCUCAUCCUAGAGUAGUAGAACUUCCAAAGACUGAAGAAGGCUUGGGAUUCAAUGUUAUGGGUGGAAAGGAACAGAAUUCUCCUAUUUACAUUUCAAGAAUCAUUCCAGGAGGUGUAGCAGACAGACAUGGAGGUUUGAAAAGGGGAGAUCAAUUGUUGUCUGUAAACGGAGUAUCAGUUGAGGGUGAAAACCACGAAAAGGCAGUUGAGUUAUUGAAGCAAGCUGUUGGGUCUGUAAAGUUGGUAGUGCGGUACACUCCAAAGGUUCUUGAAGAGAUGGAAAUGAGAUUUGACAAGCAACGCACUGGACGCAGACGUCAAAACUACAAUUAAAUCUUCCCAAACAUUAUACUUUUACUUGGUAUAUUAUGUUAGAGCAAUUAUGUGCUAAAUUAGACUGUUUGUUUGUGAGAAUGACCUGUUAAUGUUUUAUUAUUAUUAUUGAAAUACUAGAAAUCUUUAUGAUAGAAAUUUAAUACAAUAUGUAGUGAUAAUGUCCUGAUAAAAAUCUUGUUAGAUUUUGUUAUAAAGCUACUAUAUGGUAAUUAGUAUAUUGUAUUUUAACACUGAUUCAUCACAUCAUAGUUAUAUCUAGAUGCAAAUAUGCACUUUCCAAAGUGAAUAAAAUUAUUUAUUCUAAUGUCAGUAUUCUAAGGAUAUCCAAUAAAAAUCAUAUUAAAGACUUAACAUAGA
Molecule: messenger RNA, 1079 nt
Organism: Plodia interpunctella (Indianmeal moth)
Lineage: Eukaryota; Metazoa; Arthropoda; Insecta; Lepidoptera; Pyralidae
Gene: veli
Product: veli
Exons: 1
Coding region: 123-719 (198 amino acids)
Biological process (GO): neurotransmitter secretion; protein localization to basolateral plasma membrane; maintenance of epithelial cell apical/basal polarity
Cellular component (GO): synapse; cell-cell junction; basolateral plasma membrane
Molecular function (GO): protein binding
Source: RefSeq, a predicted model, not a curated record